AUGGCUGCCAUGUGGUCUCCAAUCAUCGCUCUCCUCCUGCUCCUGCUCCCACUCGUGCCAUCCUCCUCCUCCGUCAUCACCCUCCCGCUCCAUGGCAACGUCUACCCUGUCGGCCACUACUAUGUAACGAUGAAGAUUGGUAAACAUCCGAAGCCCUACUUCCUGGACAUCGACACCGGCAGCAACCUCACCUGGCUGGAGUGUCACCACCAGCAACUCGGCUGCCAGCACUGCACCCGGCAUCUAAAACACCCACAUUACUCGCCACAACUUAGCAACUUGAAGAUGGAAUGUCAACACAAGUACUGUGAUGCACUACGGAAAGACCUGGCAGGUAAUAACCCUCAAUGCCCACAUCAGAAGCCACAUCAAUGCCACUACCAAAUUCAAUACCUUGAUGGGACGACAGACGGUGUCAUCUCCAUUGACACGAUCUCUCUCAGGGGAAAUGAAAAAUCCAGUUUCAUUGCCUUCGGAUGUGGAUACAACCAGCUACCACAGAAAGAAACAUCGCCCGUAGAUGGCAUCCUUGGUCUUGGGAUGGGAACGGUAGGUUUUGUCCCACAACUCAUGCUGAACAAGAUGAUCACCAAGAACAUCAUUGGGCAUUGCCUUGGCAAGGAUGGAGGGGGCUACCUCUCCUUUGGGGAGCAGUUUGACCUGGAACGCAUAACCUGGGCACCCAUGAGAAAAUACGAACUUUUCUACUCACCUGGUCAAGCAACACUACACCUGAAUGGACAGCAGAUAUACAAGCAUGGAGUGAAUGCUGUCUUUGACAGUGGUACCUGCUACACCUACAUACCUGCCCGGAUAUACAAUCCCUUUGUUCAUACGGUGCAAGAUAUGAUCGGCAGUUCACAUAGGGAGGUGCAUGAUGAUGACCUGCCACAGUGCUGGAAAUUCAAAUCUAUUGACGAGGUUAAGAGGUUGUUCAAGCCACUUUCAUUGCAGUUUCACAACAAAAUUGCCAUGCAUAUCCCUGCUAUGAACUACCUCAUCCACACGAGAAGCAAUAAUUGGUGCUUGGCCAUCCUCAACGGAACGCAGAUCCCUGAUGGAGACCGACGGAUCUUAAUUGGAGACGCUACAAUGCGGGAUAUGCUUGUGAUAUACGACAAUCAGCAUGGUAUGCUGGGAUGGGUUAACAACCAACAGUGCACCAGGCCUCAUCCUGCUUCGCGUCUCUGAGUCGUCAACGCCUGUAGCUGGCUGCGACCAAGCAUGGGCCGGCUACCUCUAGAUGGGCACGGGCUGCUCCACGCACGGACGGCAAGCACGGCGACCAUGGCCAAGGUGCUAUGGCCCCUCUUUUCUUCCGCAUUCCCCUCUCCCUCUCCCCCUGCUCGAUUCCGCAGAUUUGGUUGACUAACUGUUCAUGGUACGAACUGCAACCUAUAUGUGCAUCUCCGAACUAAUACAUGUCUGACAUUCACAUAUUUGAAAAUCUCCUAUAGGAGGAGGGCAUGAUGUGGGAUUUGAGGGAGCGUAUGAAGAGCAAAAUGAUGAAAAUCUUCUAAAUUUUUUCUGAUGCUUAAACUUGGACCUUGUUCAUGCAUUUACUUUUCAAUAUGAGGGCUUCCAAGGAUGAAGAGGUGGAUAAAUUAGUUGCUUUAGUUACUACAUACUGUAUUUGAUAGCCUGUUCCAGCUUGCUUCACAGCCAAGCCCUACACAUAGAAAAGCUAUCGUCAUAUGAUUUUCUUCACAUGCAUGUUUGUAAAGUUUACCAACAUUAGGUAGGAGAUUGUUUUCUUUUUUCCUAUUUAGGGCCCACGUUUUUUUUCGGGCAGCUAGCCCUUGAAUUCUUAGUAACGACUUAUACGACCCUGUCUCUGUAGUAACCACAUCCUGGCCGCUGCAGCCGCUAAUUUUUUGGUAAUGCAAUUUUUGGUCGACUCUUACAGGCCUAGGAAAGGCCGAAACUAGGAGUUCAUCAUGGUUUAAUGAAUAUAUACAUAUUGAAUUCAUUUCUGUUGUUUCAUUCCUGUGUAGUAGUGGAGUUUUCUUGAUUAGUAUAAAAAGAUAUAGACACUGUUUAUUGUCCAUGUGGGUCAUAGCGCUGUAAGAUUUUUCCGUUUUUCAUCUAAUAAUAGUUACUAGAUUUAUAUUCUAGACGACGACAUGUGCUUAACUGCCUGUGAAUGGAAAUGGACUGUGGAGUUCAUUGGUGCAUCUCGAUUACUUCUACAGCAUACUUAGCUGUUCAUUAAUGAGAUCUUCAAAUGUUCACUUGAUGCAUUCUGAAUAUCUGAUUGAGUAGUUCAUUUUUUGUGAGAAGAUUGAGUAGUUCACUGGCUGAACCCUUGCACUCAUUGAUAGAAAAGUUCAGUCUGUGAAAUGUGUCUGACAAAAAAUGCAGUCUGACAGGUCUCUGCUAUGUAAGCUGGAAGCUGGCAUCUUAAUGUUUGUUAUCCCCAUCCUUCUUGGACACCUGGUAAACUAGAUACCUGAGAUUUAGCACCGUACCUCAAGCAUACCAAGACAGGAUGGUGGAUGCAAAGAUUCACCUAUAUAUCUCUUGCAUUUGCUUCCUGAACUUAUGGAGUAUGCUUUAAUGGACAAUGGUGCAAAAUUGGGCUUCUGAAGAGUGUGGAUGGCACUCUUCACCAUGAUCGCCGCAGGGAAAUUCAAGCAGUAUUAUUUAAUUGGGCCUCUUAGGAGUGUGGAUAGUUCAAAAUCCGUUGUUCUCUUCAUAAUUUAAGCUUACAAAAGUGCAUUCUUUGUCAUGUUAUUCCUUAUUAUUAUUAUUAUUAUUAUUAUUAUUCAACUAACAAAAGUUUCAGACUUUGAGUUCUUCUUAGUUUUCAGAUUGUUCUCUCUUACAUUUUUUUUUGACGAAUUGUUCUCUCUUACAUUAUCUAAUGCAUGUCUUUUUUAUUACCUUCAAUCUCGAUAAAGGAAACUCAUGGGUGAAUCGUCAGUACAUUUUAGAUUGCUGACCCAACCUUCUCCUCUCGGAUCCAUGCUCUUGGAUACAUGAGUACUGAUGUUUGGACCACCUAUUAAAGAUUUAGGUGAUGUGUUAAGGUAUGCUUUGUCCACACACCAGAAAACUGGGGAUGUCACCGAAAAUCUCAAGGUUAGUAGUAUCAGCACCUUGGAUUCAGUUGAAUGAUUCGAGCUUUCAAGCUGGUAGCAGAGAUCUAAAUUUUCUUAGAAAAGUAGAAAACAACUAUAUGUUUUCUCAUGUUUAGGUAUUCUGCUUUGCUAAUUUUCGAGUUGCCUGGUUUUUGCUGGUCUAGAAUCCUAAUAGUUUUAACCCUUUGCUAAUUGUAGAAUUAUAUGUUAAGAAGCAGAGUUAUGCGAGCACCAUUGGUUUGUGCAAGCGUUGCCGCCUCAACCGGCCGGUCCAAGCUCCAACCCACCAGCAAGACGUUAUGGUUUCGUUUGACUCCUGCACCAAGAGGCCGGAUGAAACCCACCACCAACACAACGCUGUUUCACCUGUCGAGCCCAUUUUUAAUUGCCGCAGAUCUGACCAGGUACCAUGAUUUCUCUCCUCUAUAAGCAUCACCUCUUUCAAACUUACCAAAUCCGCAUAUUUAGUUCCACAGAUCUAAUUCAUACUGCACACUUUUGAAGUAUCCUAUACAGUGUGUAUGUAAAUGAGGCUAGAGGUAUAUAUCCUACCGUGAACUAAGAAUCUAUGGUAAAAAUACAUGCUCAUGGUACUGCAGGUUCUUGUAGUCUACUUGAAAUGUUUGUCAUAAUCUGAUUUCGUUUCGAAUGUUUAUGUGUUGCUUUUCUCCAAUUCCUCAACUGGUAUUGUACGAUUAGUUCAAGAAUCAUCUCAUGAACAUAAUAGCAGCACCAGUAAGAUGUGCUUGAGAGGUUCUUACAACCCCUGUACACCAGCUACUUUUUUAUUUUUAUUGGGUAAUGGACAAAACUUUGGCCAGCUGAUGUUUGUAACCAGUUAAUUUGUUGGGUACUUUACAUGGCAUUUUUCUAUUAAUAUAUGUUCUUGUUGCAAUUUCUGAAACCAAGCUCAAAUAAUCUUAAAUGAGUGCAAGUUGGGAAAAUAUGAAGGAGAACCUGGGUACCAGCGCACCCUAUAUGCAAAAAAAAUAGUAAUUCAAAAAAAGUUUAAAAAAUUCCGAAUAUUUUUUGGUAUUAAACAUGAUCAAAUAUUGUAGUCAUACAAAAAGAUUGGUCAGAGAAUGACUUCCGUUGUAGCAAAAAAACGCUAUAUAUAAGUACUAUACAUGCUAUAUUAUCGUCAUAAACUUGUCUUUUUUGCCCUGAAGUUAAUGUGAAUCAUUUUUUGUCCAAACUGUUUAUAUGAGUACAAUACCUGAUCAUGUUUGAUUCCAAAAAAAGAUUUGGAAUUUUCUGAUUUUUUAAUUACUAUUUUUUUGGCACAUAUAGGGUGCGCGGGUACCCGAGAGCACCAAGUUCCCGUCCGUGCAAGUUGGUACUACUUUGUAGUUAGACUUUCCAUUCCAGCCACCUUAUAGUCUUAUUCUUUAUUGUCAUUGUCAUGCUGCAGUAAGACACAUAGAAUAAAAGGUUCAGUCAUCACGACUGAUAGUACAUUCAGUUGUUGAGGAUCUCGCAUGUUGUCCCAUUAAAAGGUUCAGUCAUCACGACUUUCUUCAAACGAUAUACCUGUAUAUGUUGUCUUAAAUGAACUACUAGGUUAGCUAUGAAUGGGCUUUCCAGUUGGUCAUGUACAUAUGGCUAGGCGGAUUAGCAUGUGAUUUCUGCUUUAGAUAGGAGCUGUAUUGUUGCCACAGAAGCUACACAGUGAAAUAUACAUUUUACUCACAUUGGAUGCUAUUUGUAGUACUUCAA
Molecule: messenger RNA, 4796 nt
Organism: Triticum aestivum (bread wheat)
Lineage: Eukaryota; Viridiplantae; Streptophyta; Magnoliopsida; Poales; Poaceae
Product: aspartic proteinase Asp1
Exons: 10
Coding region: 1-1191 (396 amino acids)
Biological process (GO): proteolysis
Molecular function (GO): aspartic-type endopeptidase activity
Source: RefSeq, a predicted model, not a curated record